Messenger RNA from Gadus morhua (Atlantic cod), 2374 nucleotides. RefSeq names its product bcl-2-related ovarian killer protein homolog B. NCBI's taxonomy places the organism in Eukaryota, Metazoa, Chordata, Actinopteri, Gadiformes, Gadidae. The coding region runs from base 543 to 1280 and encodes 245 amino acids. Gene Ontology annotation, cellular component: mitochondrial outer membrane. The transcript is spliced from 6 exons. Gene Ontology annotation, molecular function: BH domain binding. The record is from RefSeq and is a predicted model, not a curated record. Gene Ontology annotation, biological process: extrinsic apoptotic signaling pathway in absence of ligand; intrinsic apoptotic signaling pathway in response to DNA damage; release of cytochrome c from mitochondria.
CACACGGAGGAGGAGCAACAUGUGCUUGAUCUGUGUUCAUCCGCUGUCACCACCCCGUGCGGCCGCUCCACGGGAAAACUAAACUCAUAGGUGGAGGAGAGAGGGAAACUAAACUGAUCAACGAGCAGGGCGCAAGCAGAAGAGUUGACACAGAAAGUCGGCGUUACUUCAGACCCUCCGUUAACUGGUGGAAUUAAAGGAGUAGGUAGGCCUGUUCAGGAUUGCUUUCGCUGUUUUGACAGUGAAGGGAAGCGAGUGGAAUGAGAAACAGCCUCUGCACGUACAGUGUUUUUCUAACUAAGUAAAGUCCAUCUACACUUUAUGGAUUUCUAACGCGUGGACUUGCUUGGCACGACGUUCAAGUGUACUGUCAUGACCUUUGACAAUCGUUCAUCUCAUCACUCGAGGUGACAACCUGGAUCCAAGCCAACUAUUACCUUACUCUUAAAGAGGUCUGGGGACCUGACCCACACCCCCCCUCCCGCGGGGUCGUGUCGUCAGAGGGACCAGGGGGGGGUGUGUGUGUGCGGUGCGACCGCAUCAUGGAAGUGCUUCGGAAGUCCUCAGAAUUCGCUGCGGAGGUGCUGGACGUGUUUGACCGCUCGGUGAGCGACAAGGAGCUGGUGUUCCAGGCCAAGGCGCUGUACCGAGACUACGUCCUCUGCAGGCUCAACCAACACGGGUUUGGGUGGGCCAGGAGCGAGCUCCACUUCCCCUCCACCAGUGCAGCGCUGGCCGAGGUGUCUCUGGUGCUCCUGUAUCUCGGCCGACUGUAUUCCUCAUGCGGCCUUUACCCCUGGGUGUGUGCAUCCUAUUGGUCAUCAGAGUUCCCCUUUCAAUGCUCAGGUGGAAGUGCUGAACGCGAUGAGUUGGAGUGUAUGCACCCAAGUCUCUACAGGAACGUGGCUCGGCAACUCAACAUUUCUGUUGCCAUGGAGAAUAUGGUAUCGGAUGCCUUCAUUGCUGUGGCAACAGAGAUCUUUUCAACAGGUAUAACAUGGGGCAAGGUGGUGUCCAUGUUCGCAGUGGCGGCGGGUCUGGCUGUGGAUUGUGUGCGGCAGGGCCGGCCAGCCACCGUGCACGUCCUUGUGGACAGCCUUGGCCAGCUGGUCCGCAGGUACCUGGUGCCCUGGCUCAAGAGAAAGGGAGGCUGGACGGAAAUUAGCAAAUGUGUCAUAAAGAAGGACGUCAUCUCUGAACACCACUGGCUGUCCUCCACUGUGGAGUCCUUGAAGUACUUUCUCACUACAGUUUACGUAUACGUCAUGAAGGAACAAUGACCUGAUGGGACAAAGACAGUUUGCCCAGGCUCCAGCUUGCUUAGGCUUAAGUUAUUUGAGAUGAACACAGCUGCAGUGUGGAACAGACCUAACUUGACCUAACGGUUUGUUGGUGAAUGGCCAUCAACAAAUGUAUCAUCUGCAUUAACGUCAUGCCUCUCGGAUAAGUCCAUAAUAGGUGGCUACGCUUCAUUCAAAGCUUAGUCACAAUUAUACUUUCAUUGCAUGAUUCAUUUUUUUUGUUGCCGGAUUGUUUCAACCACAUUUUGUCCAAAGACGUGCAUGUCCAUCAAUGCAGUAAAAGCAGCUGGGUCCAGUUUUGUUGCACCUAAUGCACUUUGUGACGUUACUUCCCACUGGUUUACUACAGCUUCACUGCCUGAAGCGGUCUGCUUCUCAAGAGGAAAUGUCUGGUGCUUGGGGGGAACUACCAAACCGAUUCGGGAGAAUCAGAUAUGUGUAUAUCGUGAACAUUGAUGCUUUAAGAGUCUAAGCUUGUCGUUUUUGUUAAAUCUUAAGAUGAGCAUCGUGCAGAAAAAGUGAUUGCUCUUCGUUUCAGCUCUACAUAGGAAUUUACUGUUUUCAACAGCUAUGUGACAACUAUCAGGCUGUCAUUCCUAUUUUUUUCGGAGGACUCCAUGUGGCAAAUAGGUUUCAUUCCAGAGAAGGAAUGAGGUUAUUUUUUAACUGCCAUCAACUGUGUUGCACUUUAGGAGGUUUUCUGAUGCGAUUGUGUUCUACUACAGUGCACCCAGUUCUCCUUCCCAAACAUCAUAACCACCGUGACCAAAAAAACGAUGAGUGAUGAUUAUAGAUAUUGAGUCUAACUGUUGUGCCCGGUGUAAGUAACAUUUGUUUUCCACUGCAACAUUUCACAAUGUUGCAUAUGUAGGUGAUUAUUAUUUUCAAAUCUGUAAAUAGUUUUAUUUAUAAUUUUAGCAAUCGGAGCAAUUGUGGUAUUUCAUUGACUCUGACAGCAAUUAUUGAUUGUAUAGUGUGCCUAUUGGUUGUCACUUUAACUGUUAAAUUAUUUACGCGUCUGAUUUUUCUUUUUUUACUCUGAAAUAAACUUUCAACAUCUUAUCAAAAUGCCA